AUGUUUGCGUAUAGUGGAGGGACUGUUUUGGAAGAUAUACCACCUGGAGAGGUGAUAAGAAGGCGCGCUUCGAGGAAACAAUUGACCGGGCAUGUCCGUCAAGGAGGCGAGCCUUCCGAGGAAGGUCGCAAUAGGGGCAAUCAAGGAGAUCACAGGGAGCAAUUUGGUGGAUCCGAGGAUCAGAGGCGUCAGGCAGCGAAAAGAAAACUUCACCUUAGGGCUGAGAAAAUUAAUGAGACGUAA
Messenger RNA from Ceutorhynchus assimilis (cabbage seed weevil), 243 nucleotides. NCBI's taxonomy places the organism in Eukaryota, Metazoa, Arthropoda, Insecta, Coleoptera, Curculionidae. The record is from the annotation of a GenBank genome assembly.